This is a messenger RNA of Phragmites australis (common reed), 708 nucleotides long. RefSeq lists its product as uncharacterized. Gene Ontology annotation, molecular function: electron transfer activity; 2 iron, 2 sulfur cluster binding. Lineage: Eukaryota; Viridiplantae; Streptophyta; Magnoliopsida; Poales; Poaceae. Gene Ontology annotation, biological process: electron transport chain. The transcript is spliced from 2 exons. The record is from RefSeq and is a predicted model, not a curated record. Bases 95 to 556 code for a protein of 153 amino acids.
UUCCACUUCUUUCCACUCUCCUCCCUCACCCUGGUAGCCUCGCUUCCCCCGGAGACGGUUCCUGCGACCGUGUAAAGGUCUCAAACAUCCAGAGAUGGCAACUUUCACAUCUCCAGUUCUAUGCAACAUCAGGACCAGCCCACUGAACACUGUGCGUCUGCUGCCUUCACUGAACAGCACGAAACAAUCACUGAACCUGAGCUUCUCGAGGAGCAUGCCCACGUUCCCCGGCUUCAGAGCAACCCGAGACUUCCGCGUCGCCGCCGUCUAUAAGGUGAAGCUCAUCGGGCCCGAGGGACAGGAGAGCGUGAUCGACGUGCCGGAGGACAGCUACAUCCUGGACGCGGCCGAGGAGGCCGGCGUCGACCUGCCUUACUCCUGCCGCGCCGGCGCGUGCUCCACGUGCGCCGGCAAGGUCCUGGAGGGCGCCGUCGACCAGUCGGACCAGUCGUUCCUCGACGACGCGCAGGCCGGCGCCGGGUACGCCCUCACCUGCGUCGCGUACCCGACGUCCGACUGCGUCAUCCAGACGCACAGGGAGGCAGACCUGUACUGAGGCAGUAGUCCCAUGCAUGCAUCAGCCACUUCCAUGGCUCCAUUGAGAUUCAACCUUGAGUUCUUGGCACUGUGAUUCGCACUUGUGCUUGUAGUAGCAGCUAGCUAGAACUAUACUCACUUAAUCGUCGUCAUCCACUUGAUUUGGCAUGA